Serendipita indica DSM 11827 is the source of this 1374-nucleotide messenger RNA. The record is from the annotation of a GenBank genome assembly. NCBI's taxonomy places the organism in Eukaryota, Fungi, Basidiomycota, Agaricomycetes, Sebacinales, Serendipitaceae.
AUGCUCAAGUCUACAUUUGUCACUCUCGCUCUUUCACUAUUGGUGGUUGACUCUGUUGCCGCCGACCAGAGCUGGCAGAGCUCGCUUUGGAAGGGUAGCUAUGGAGGAUAUCCAUACUACUCCAAAACAUGCGUCGUUCCACACAAGGAUGGCCAGGAUGACUCUCCCGAGAUUGUCAAGGUCUUCCAGCAGUGCAACAAGAACGCGCAAAUCGUCUUCAAGGAGGGCGUCGAUUACAACAUGUGGAGCCCUAUGUCUUGGGUAAACUUGAGCGGCGUCACCAUCAGCCUCAACGGCAACCUGCACUUGCCCAACAAUAUCACAGCCGUUCAGCAAAAGGUUGCCACCAACCCCAAUCCACCAAGCAACUACGCCAUUCCUUGGAUCUACAUCCAAGGCAGCAAUGUCUAUCUCAAGGGUUCAUCCUCCAAGAAAGGAGGCGCCUUCCAUGGCUACGGACAGCAGUGGUGGGACAUUGGAAACCGCACACUCCGACCGCAGCUCGCCACCUUCAACGUGACAAAAGGGUGGAUUUCCAAGAUUAAGGUCAUCAAGCCAGUAGCUUGGGGUUUCAAUAUUCCAGGCGUCAAUAUCACGAUUACGGAUCACUUUGUGGACGCCGCACCAGGAAACAGCACGCGUGAUAGUACUAUUUCUUUCCCUUUCAACACUGAUGGAUUCAAUAUGGCCGGUCAAAAUAUCGUCCUCGACGGCUACUAUGGACACAACGGCGAUGAUUGCGUCUCCGUCGUCAACGGUGCCCGUAACAUUCUUGCUAAGAACGGAUACUGUGGAUUCUCGAGUCACGGUCUCUCGAUUGGAUCCUUGGGCCGCAAUGGUGCUAAUCACACUGUCAAGAAUGUCUUGUUCAAAGACUGGACGAUGGAAGGUGCUGUCUACGGUGCACGGUUCAAAUCCUGGACCGGAGGCAGAGGUUUGGCCGAGAAUGUUACAUGGCAGAACAUCAAGGUCGUAAACGUCUCGACACCCAUCUUCGUCACUCAAAAUUACUAUGACCAGGACAAAGGUCCUCGUCCAAACAAUACCGAGGGUACCAGCACCCACCUCAACAACAUUUUGUUCGACAACUUUUCGGGAACCAUUGGUCCCAACCCGACCGACGGAACUUGCAUCUCGAACCCAUGCUGGAACUAUGUCCAGGGUGCAGACGGAACGCAGGCGAUUAUCUUUGAUCUGUUCAACAAUACCGCUCUCAACUUGCAGGCGACAAGGGUCAAGACGAAGCCGAUCAAGGGAAGCUACAGCGAUACCACAGUCAUUUGCGACCCGUCCACGCUUGCACCAGGAGAGCAGAAUACUCUUGGUUUCCAAUGCCAGCGCGGGCCAUUUGUCACCACGCCCAUCACCGCAUGA